AUGUCGCAGGUAGUACCUGCUGGCAGGACCUGGCACCAGGUACUGUAUAGAAUUGUAUUUUUAUGUUUUUCGGGUAGAGGCACGGGUUACGGUACAGUGCUGUACCCUUAG
Messenger RNA from Chondrus crispus (carragheen), 111 nucleotides. RefSeq lists its product as hypothetical. The record is from RefSeq and is a predicted model, not a curated record. NCBI's taxonomy places the organism in Eukaryota, Rhodophyta, Florideophyceae, Gigartinales, Gigartinaceae. The transcript has a single exon. The coding region runs from base 1 to 111 and encodes 36 amino acids.